CUCACUCCCUGCCCUUACAGGCCCCUUCCAUCACGGCCCAGCCCGGAGCCCCAGGGCCUGCCGCCUCCUGCCCUGCACACCUGGUCUGGGGUGUGGGGGGGAGCAGAGGGGCCAGCACUGGCAACCCUGCCAGCGUCAACAAGUCUGGGGCUGUCCUCCGCCCAGUGGGGCAUGCACAAUGGACCUCUCCCUGGGGAGCAGAGUGGGGGCCACCUAGAGUGGGCAGGGGCAGGCCUGGAGCUGCCAGGACCUUGGAUGGGCAGAGAGGGGGAAACGGACCAGACACCCUCAUUCGGCCCCCAACACACACACUCGAGGUAGCCGGCAGAUGGAGGUCAUACCCAGAACAACAGGCCAGCGGACCUGGCCCUGGGCGCUGUGGCCUCCCUGCCCCCCUUACAUUCAUGGCACCUGAGGGUCCCACACACCUGGACUCUGCCCAGGCCCUGCUGCCUGCUGUGGGUAAGUACCCCCGCUUCAGAACUGUGAACUGAGGCUGGGGUGAGACCCAAACAAGAGCAGAAAGAUCAGUGGGUGGAGGCCCCUCUGGCUCUAGAGUCCUGUGAAGACACCCCAUGUGGCCCUUGCAUCGGCUUGCCCAUCCCCAGCCCAGAAAGCUGCGCUCCGCAUUUGCUGGCCUUUGCACAUACCGUUCCCUGCCCAGGCUGCCCCGCCCUGUGCCCCACUCCCAGGCUGCCGCCCCCUCUUCGGCCUCCUGCAGCCACCUGGCCACCACCCCCUCAGAGCAGUUAUGCACUGUCUGCGCCCGCAGCCCGGGAGCACCCCUAGACAGCUGCUUCCUGCCUUGUGGUGGUCACUUAUGUUCCGACACACAUCUUGGGUCCUUCUGGAUCCUUCUGGAUCCUUCUGCUGGGAGCUGGCUCUGCCCCGCACAGAGCCUGGCAGAUGUUUCCCAGAAAGAAUUGGUUAUUCAACCAAUCUGUGUGUGCAGGUGGGCAGGGAUGGCAGAGGAUUGGCCCCACCUGCCCUCAAGAAGCUCCUGGGCACAUCCUGGAGGUUCCCCCCGCACCCUUGCCCCCCCUCUCAGACAUACUAGCUCUGCCCCCCUGUUGGCUGGACGGCUGUGGGGUGGGGGUGGUGGGUAGAGUCCCCAGCUAGUAGAGGACAGGGAGGAAGCCUUCCCAGGAAAAGCAGCUUGAAGGCCUGGGGGGGAGAGACACGACUGGCCCCCACGGAUGGAAGGAGGCCUGGCUCUGGCUACAGGGGGCAGUGUCUGGUCACCCAGGUGGGACCCCUGGAGGGGUGUCGCCCAGGACCAGAUGGGUUCCUUCUCUCUUGCCCCGGGCGCUGUUCGUGGUCGCCUCCCCCAGCCCCACCAGGUCACCCAUCUCCCCGGGCAGUGCCUGUCAGCCCUGUGGCGCCCGCAGCUGAAGGGACACGGGCCUGGACAGCAGAGACCCCCCCCCCCGUGCUCCCCACUCUUCCUGAGCCCUGGCCCUGCUCUCACCUCUCAGAAUGUCCACAAGGAGCCUCGCACCCACCAGCGAGCCUGCGGCACAGCCCGCUGCUUUCAGGGGCCCCACUCUGCUUCCGUGAGACCCGGGGCAAGGAACCUCAUGUCUCUGGGCCUCGGUUUCCUCGGCUGACGCGGGCGUCACGGCAGCCCCGCUAGGGUGUGGUGAGGAAGGGGGUUAACGGCGGGAAGAGCGCGCGCUGUGGGGCCGGCUGCUGUCGUCAGUGUCCCGCUCUGCCCGGUGGCCUCCUGCAACCACGCGACGUUGGUCGUCCGGGGCCUCCUCAGCAAUGAGGAAGCCGAGGCUCAGAGAGGUGAAGUCACCUGUCCAAGGUCACACAGCUGGGCCCUGGGGGAACUGGCAUCUGAGCCCAGGAUUGCGUCUCCUCCCGGCCCUGGACUCAAUCCCUGCGCCGGCUUCCUCGCCGGGUCCCACGGACGGGCCAGGCAGGGUCUGCAGAGCCCGCGGCAGGUGGAGCCCCCGGCGGGCACCGUGGCCUGCCCCCUCCCGCCCUUAUGUGGGGUACCACACCCCGGGCGCGGGUGGGGGGAGCCCCCAGUCCUCGAGAGCAGAGAGCAGCCCCGGGCAGGGCGGGCGGCGCUCUGGGGAAGGGGCGGGGACAGGGCGGGCAAACCGGUCGGGCGGCUGGCACCCAGCUGGGGCCUGUCUCCGUGGGCCCGAGCGCAGCAGCUCGGCAGGGCAGGGAGCCGGCCCGAGGCCGCCACAGGCCCCCCGCCUCCCGCCGCCGCCACCAUGCACAAACACUACACCGUCCGCUUCGCCAGGGGCGCCCUGCCCCUCCAGACCCCCGCUGAGCGCUACUUCUUGGAUCCGGAGUUGGGGCACCAAAAAGGGUGCUGUUACCAGUGGUGCCAUGACCCAGCGGCCCUUCAAGCCCACGGGCCCUGUCGGCUGCCCCCACAGGUGUGCUGGCAGCGGGCCUACCACAGCCACCGGGGGGGUGUCAGCGGCUGCCGCCGGGGCCCCCAGCCCCCCAUCUUGCAGCAGCAGCAGCAGCAGCAGCCCCAGCCCCCACCUCCCAACCCCCUGCGGCAGCGACUCUGCUCCGUCCCAGGGGCCCGGAAGGGGCCACCUGCAACGGCUGCUGUCCCCAUGCAACCGGCCGCCGCCCCCGAGCCGCCCCCCGAGCCCACCAUCUCACCCACCGCGGCUCCCGCCAUGGCCAGCAGCGGCCCAGGCCUGGCCUCCGCAGCCCGCGCCCUCCUGGAGCCCGGCAGGCCCAGUGCCGCCCGCCCCCUGCCUGUCCCCGCAGCCUGCGGCUCCUUCACCUACAGCUCCGAUAUCCUGACAGAAGAUGAUGUCUACUGCAGCUGCCUGGCCAAGACCCUCUGCCAUGUGCCCGUCCCGGUGACCGUGGGUUUCUAUGCCCCCUUUGGCUGCCGCCUGCACAUGAUGCUGGACAAGAUCACUGCGCUGAUGCAGCAGGAGGCGGCGCAGCGCGAGGCCGAGGAGCUGCGGCGCGUGCAGUGGCAGCCGCGGCCGGUGAGCGGCUGGGGCUUCCCGCGGCUGCUGUGGUACCUGGUGUUCCUGCAGCCGGUCAUCACCGAGGUGCACCUGCGGCGCAAGAACGUCAAGUUCCUCUUCAUCCGCUUCAGCGCCUGGCAGUACGCGGGCACGGACAAGCUGUGGGCCGGCCUGGUGACCACGCUGUGCGAGGGCAUCCGCCACCAGUACGGCGCGCUGCCCUUCAGCGUGUACUCGGUGCUGGGCAACAAGCCGGCCACGACGCCGGGCUUCUGCCAGCGCGAGUGGCACUGCCGGCGCCGCGUGUGCCUGGCGCUGCUGGCGCUGCUGGCGGCGCUCGGCCUGGGCGUGGGGCUGCUGUACCUGUCGGUGGGCGCCCGCGCGCCGGGCCACGGCGCGGCCAGCGGCAGCCUGCUGCGGGUGUUCGGCGGCGCGGCCACCACGCUGUCGGGCUCGGGGCUGCUCAUGGCCGUGUACUCGGUGGGCAAGCACCUGUUCGUGAGCCAGCGCAAGAAGAUCGAGCGGCUGGUGUCGCGCGAGAAGUUCGGCAGCCAGCUGGGCUUCAUGUGCGAGGUGAAGAAGGAGGUGGAGCUGCUCACCGACUUCCUGUGCUUCCUGGAGAUCUACCAGCGGCGCCGGCUGCGCGUCGUGCUCGAGGUCACCGGGCUGGACACGUGCUACCCGGAGCGCGUGGUGGGCGUGCUCAACGCCAUCAACACGCUGCUGUCCGACAGCCACGCGCCCUUCAUCUUCAUCCUGGUGGUGGACCCCAGCAUCCUGGCCGCGUGCCUCGAGAGCGCCGGCUCCAUGAAGGGCACGGCCGACAACGGCUACCUCUUCCUCAACCGCACCGUCACGCUGCCCUUCUCCGUGCCCAUCAUGGGCCGCCGCACCAAGCUGCAGUUCCUGCAGGACGCCGUGCUGAGCCGCGACGACCUGCUGUACCGCGAGAUGACGCGCAAGCUGCGGCCGGGCAGUGGCAGUAGCGGCGGCGGCGGCGGCGGCGGCGGCGGCGGCGGCGGCGAGGACGCGCAGCUCCUGGCGGUGGAGACGCGGGUGGGCACCGAGCGCGCGCAGAGCCGCAUAGACGCCGAAGCGGCGCGCCGCAUCCAGGAGGCGCUCCUCUGCCUGCACGACGAGCGUGACUGCCUCUAUGAGUACGUGCCCGACAACGUGGUGUCCAUGCGGCGCAUCGUCAACACCGUGCCCAUCACCGUGCGCCUGCUGCAGCAGCAGGACGGGGACUGCGCGGGCCCCACGCCGCGCCAGGCCGUGGCCUGGGUCGUGCUCGCCAACCAGUGGCCGUGCCGCCUCAGCUGGGUGCUGCAGUGCCUGGAGGACCGACAGCAGGCGGGGGGCGCGCCCGAGGCCCGCGCGCGCCUCUGGGACGUGUUUUGCGACAACAGCCGCGAGCUGCACUCCAUGACCAAGGCGUUGCAGAACGUGCUGGACUUGGACGGCGACCCGGAGCUUUUCGAGCGCUUCCUGGGCUCCGACUUCCCCUUCACGGUGGCCGAGGCGCAGAGCCUGCUGCGCUGCACCGUCAACCUGGACCACUCCAUCCGCCGCCGCAUGGGCCUCAUCCGCGCGGUCAGCGCGCUCAAGCCGCCCAGCCCGCCCAAGUCCCCGGCCCACGACCCCCCCCACGCCACAAACGGAGCCGGCCAUGCCCCCGGGACGGUCCGGUCAGGUCAGGGUGCCGAGCAUGUCCGUGGGCACGCCAGCGAAGCCCACCAGCCCCGGGACUGGGCGCAGGGGGGCAAGCCGAGACCCCUGGCCUGAGAGAACCCUUACCGCCCAGGUGGGCCUUGAAUGAGUACCCGGAGCAGCAGGAGGCAAGGCUCCUCCCUCCGCCCAGACAAGGUGUAAGGGGUUGGACUGAGCCCAAGGCCCAGGGUCCACGUCCACAAUGAGGCCUGUGGUGGCCACACACCGCAGGUGAAUCCGUGAGCCAGAGAGGGCCGUUGGCAGUAGCAGCGUACAGUGCCAAUGUCAGAGCUGGCACCAGAGGACCAGUUUAGAGCCCCGGGUUCAAGUGCAAUAAACGGAGAUGUGAAAGCCCCCA
This is a messenger RNA of Canis lupus familiaris (dog), 5025 nucleotides long. RefSeq names its product NTPase KAP family P-loop domain containing 1 (gene NKPD1). NCBI's taxonomy places the organism in Eukaryota, Metazoa, Chordata, Mammalia, Carnivora, Canidae. The record is from RefSeq and is a predicted model, not a curated record. The transcript is spliced from 5 exons. Bases 2229 to 4742 code for a protein of 837 amino acids.